Molecule: messenger RNA, 2045 nt
Organism: Austrofundulus limnaeus
Lineage: Eukaryota; Metazoa; Chordata; Actinopteri; Cyprinodontiformes; Rivulidae
Product: ceramide kinase family protein
Biological process (GO): ceramide metabolic process; phosphorylation
Molecular function (GO): ceramide kinase activity
Source: RefSeq, a predicted model, not a curated record
GUUUUACGAAGACAAACUAAAAGGGUUCAGAGGAAAACUUCCACAUGUCCUAAACAAACAGAAGGACUUGGACAAACUGUUGACUGAGGACUUGGGGACCUCCAUUUGUUUUUCUUUUCCUCUCAGAAAUGUAAAAGUUAUGGGUGUAAAACGUGAACAGGAAUGUGCUUUGGGACGUGGUAUCAUUGGGAAGAAAAGCAUUCUGUUGAGAUGGAGACCGACCUGAGGCUGGAGUCGAGUCUGUGGGUCGGAAACAAGAGAUACCUGGCUGUCCUGACAGGCUGGCAUUUCAGAUGGACCGAGGCAGAUAAGAAGAGCCGCGACAAGAGAACAGUUUUCUACGUGAAGCGCAGCAGCACCAGGAGCUCGUAYGGGUUGCUCUGGAGUCUGGGCCGGACCCAGUUCAGCUGCCCCAGUCGGGUCCUGAGAGACCAGUGGACAAAGCAGCUCAAAACUGCCGUCAAAACUCACAGCCCCUUGCGACCACGUAGACUGCUGGUGUUCAUCAAUCCUUAUGGUGGGAAGAAAAAAGGAAGGCAAAUCUAUCAUUCUCUGGUAGCCCCUCUGUUUGAGCUGGCUGACAUCAGCUCACAUGUAAUAGUGACCGAACGGGCAAACCAGGCCAGAGAUCACCUCCUGAAGAAAGAUCUGACAGGUUUUGAUGGUGUGGUGUGUGUGGGUGGAGAUGGCAUGUUCAGUGAAAUCCUCCAUGGUGUGAUUGGGCGCACGCAGCAAGAGGCCGGCGUUUGUGAGCACGAUCCUGCUGUCCCUUUGCAGCCGUGUCCACUUCACAUUGGCAUCAUCCCUGCAGGUUCGACAGACUGUGUGUGCUACGCCACAGGGGGAGUGAUCGACCCCGUUACUUCAACUCUGCACAUUAUCGUUGGAGACUCUCAGCCGUUAGACGUGUGUUCGGUUCAUUACGGCUCAGGGUUGGUGCGAUACUCAGUGUCGCUGGUGGGCUAUGGCUUCUAUGGCGAUGUAUUGUCUGAGAGUGAAAAACACCGCUGGAUGGGACCUGUCAGAUAUGACUACUCAGGUGCACUGGUGUAUCUGAGCAACAGGAGCUACGCAGGAACAGUUCAUUAUCUGCCAGCAGACCCACUGCUCUCCAGCCCCAGAGACAAAACACGCUGCCUCUCAGGGUGUGGUGUGUGCGCCAGAAGCACAGAACGACUCUUCCCCAACUCCUCAGAUUCGGGCUCCCUGUACAGCUCCUACUCCAGACAGCUCAGUACUGAAUCAGAAGAUGAGUGGGUGAGUGUGAAGGGCAGGUUCAAGUGUGUGUCCCUCACAUGUAUGUCCAGCUCAUGUGCCAGAAGUCCUCUGGGCCUCUCACCUUCUGCCCACCUGGCAGACGGAACCGGAGACCUCAUCCUGGUCUGGGACACUCACCCUCUGAGCUUUCUCAAGUUCCUCCACAGGCACACAAGCAGUCAGGACCGGUUUGAUUUCCCAUUUGUGGAGGUCCAUCGYGUGAAGGCGGUGCGCUUCAGUCUAGAGGGAGCCACUGAGCAGGAGGGGCGGGAAGGAUUAGGAAGCCUCAGUGCUGGGCUGGAUGCUGGAGGCAGGAACGGGUCUCAGCAUCACUUGGAGCAAACGAGGAAUGAGGAGAAAACGGUGACUCCCUUCAUGUGCUGUCUGGGCUGCAAAAAAGCUCCCGACGUGUCAGUCUGGAACUGCGAUGGAGAGAUUCUGCCUUUCACUAACAUUUCCUGCAAAAUUCAUGGCCAGUUGGUGCGUCUGUACGCCCGAGGCAUCGAAGACGCAGCCAGCAUCAGCAGUCAGGACAGGGUUGAGUGCAGCAGAAUAUGAACUACGUAUGAAUUAUCUGAAUUUUAGAUAAUGAGGGGAGAAAAGUCAAUUAUGAAACACGAGUGAUGGAAAUGUACAAGAAGAGCCAGCUGCAGUCUCUCAUUGCCAAAGAGUUUCUAAUGUUUCAGGUACUUUUAUACAAUCUCACUGUAAUAACGGGAAAAAUGUAUUUAUUAUUGUUGUGUGUGUGUGUGUGUGUGUGUGUGUGUGUGUGUGUGUGUGUGUGUGUG